Messenger RNA from Clupea harengus (Atlantic herring), 1452 nucleotides. RefSeq lists its product as uncharacterized. Lineage: Eukaryota; Metazoa; Chordata; Actinopteri; Clupeiformes; Clupeidae. The record is from RefSeq and is a predicted model, not a curated record. Gene Ontology annotation, biological process: DNA integration. Gene Ontology annotation, molecular function: nucleic acid binding.
GGGAGCAUCCUGUGUGAGAAAAGGCAGCAGCAUCUACAGACUGGAUCCGAUGCUGGAUGGUGGCAUUCUCAGAGUGGGUGGGCGUCUGAGGAGAUCAGCAAUGCCAGAGGAAAGGAAACACCCUGCCAUUCUGGCCAAAGACCACCACGUGUCCACUCUGAUCCUGCGCUACAUCCAUGCUCAAACUGGACAUGGAGGAAGGAACCAUAUGCUAUCCCAGAAAGAACAGAGGAAAACCUGGUGAACAAAAGAUGGCUGAUCUGCCAGGUGAAAGACUUGUCACAGACUUGCCACCAUUCACGAACGUUGGUCUUGACUACUUCGGCCCUUUUGAGGUGAGAAGGGGCAGGAGCAUGCUGAAAAGGUAUGGCGUCAUCUUUACCUGCAUGACCAGCCGAGCAGUACAUCUGGAGGUGGCCUGUUCUUUAACCACAGACUCGUGCAUCAAUGCCAUCAGACGUUUUUUGUGUCGAAGAGGCCCAGCACAACACAUGAGAUCCGAUCAUGGCACUAACCUUGUAGGUGCAGAGAGAGAGCUGAGAGAAGCACUUCAAGCCAUGGAACACAGAAAGAUCCAACAAACUCUAAGGAAGGAGGGAGUUCAGUGGAGCUUCAAUCCCCCCACUGCCUCUCACCAUGGUGGGUUCUGGGAACGCCUCAUCCGAAUGGUAAGGCAUGUCCUAUGUUCAGUAUUGAAGCAGCAAACUUUAGAUGAUGAAGGCCUAACCACUGUUUUCUGUGAAGUCGAGGCAAUUCUCAACAGCCGGCCUAUAACAAAAGUAUCUGAUGACCCACAAGAUUUAGAAGCCCUAACUCCAAAUCACAUACUUCUGUACAGAACUAACCCACUUCUGCCCCCUGGAGUCUUUUCAAGUUCUGACCUUUACCACAGAAGACGCUGGAGACAGGUCCAGUAUAUAGCCGAGCUAUUCUGGAAGAGAUGGCUGCUAGAAUACCUCCCUCUCCUCCAGGAAAGACAAAAGUGGUCAAGAACCAGAAGAAACUUCGUCCCAGGCGACAUUGUACUAAUAGCAGAUAGCAACGCUCUUCGCAGUUCCUGGCUACUGGGAAGAGUCUUAGAGGCCAAGCCUGAUGCCAGAGGCCAUGUCCGUGUGGUGAAGCUACAAACUAAGACGAGUGUACUGGAGAGGCCAGUGUCCAAAAUCUGCUUACUGCUCGAGGGUGAUGACUGUAAGGUAAAACCAUGAACGCCGAAAGAGUUCAAGAUAAGUGAAUUUAUUCACUUUGAGUUUAUAUUUUGAGAUCAUUAUAAGAUUGCCUAAUGAUUGAAAAUACCUAAACUGCGAAUAGAAAUGGCUCCUUUGUAAUGUAAAUAAUUGUCUUUGCCUCUACAAACACAAUUAGGGGCCGGUAUGUAGGAGCCAAAUUAACCUUUAUGUUGAUUCUUAUGUUAUCUCUCUUUAUUAGUAUGUGCAAGUGUGUGUGUGUGUG